Molecule: messenger RNA, 3966 nt
Organism: Haemorhous mexicanus (house finch)
Lineage: Eukaryota; Metazoa; Chordata; Aves; Passeriformes; Fringillidae
Gene: ASIC1
Product: acid sensing ion channel subunit 1
Exons: 12
Coding region: 551-2134 (527 amino acids)
Biological process (GO): sodium ion transmembrane transport
Cellular component (GO): membrane
Source: RefSeq, a predicted model, not a curated record
CCUCCUCCUUCUCCUCCUCCUCCUCCUCCUCCUCCCCGCUGCCCACCGGCCUGCGGCACCCCUCACCCCUCCGCGGCCUCCGGCCCCACCAGCGCUCAGACAAUGACUUCAUGCGGAUUAUGCAUCUGAAGAAAUCACCAGCUCCCAGAUAGCCACAGGGGGAGGUAUCCAUGUGUUUGGCAGGGAAGCAGCCUCCUGCUCGCCUUCCUUCUCCUCCUCUUAUCUCCUCGCACACGGCAGCUGCCUCCUCUCCAGCGAUGGUCGCCUGCGGUCCCCCCGCGCGGCGCUGAGCGAGGCCCCGGCGCAUCCCCGCUCCCACGCUUGCACCAAGGUACCAACGAGGCUAUUUUUAUUCCCCCCCUUCUUUUCCGGUUCACCCGCCGCUGCCGGGCUCGGUGCCUCAGCACCCUCGGUGCCUGCACAUCUCCCGCUCCCUCCCGGGUUCCCAGCCCCGGCUCCCUCGGCGCAGCGGCAGCACCACCAGCCCAGCUCCAGCCACGGCCGCCGGCCCUGAUUCCAGAGUGGCCACCCCGGGGUGCUGGCACUGACCAUGAUGGACCUGAAGGUGGACGAGGAGGAGGUGGACAGCGGGCAGCCGGUGAGCAUCCAGGCCUUCGCCAGCAGCUCCACCCUGCACGGGCUCUCGCACAUCUUCUCGUACGAGCGGCUGUCGCUGAAGCGCGUGGUCUGGGCGCUUUGCUUCCUGGGCUCGCUGGCGCUGCUCGCCCUCGUCUGCACCAACCGCAUCCAGUACUACUUCCUGUACCCCCACGUCACCAAGCUGGACGAAGUGGCGGCCACCAGGCUCACCUUCCCCGCCGUCACCUUCUGCAACCUCAACGAGUUUCGGUUCAGCAGAGUGACCAAGAAUGACCUGUACCACGCUGGCGAGCUCCUGGCCUUGCUCAAUAACAGAUACGAGAUCCCAGACAUCCAGACAGCCGAUGAGAAGCAGCUGGAAAUCCUGCAGGACAAGGCCAACUUCCGAAACUUCAAGCCCAAACCUUUCAACAUGCUGGAGUUUUAUGACCGAGCUGGCCAUGACAUCAGGGAGAUGCUGCUGUCCUGCUUCUUCCGUGGGGAGCAGUGCACCCCCGAAGACUUCAAAGUGGUCUUCACCCGCUAUGGGAAGUGCUACACCUUCAAUGCAGGGCAGGACGGGAAGCCCCGGCUCAUCACCAUGAAGGGGGGCACUGGCAACGGCCUGGAGAUCAUGCUGGACAUCCAGCAGGACGAGUACCUGCCCGUGUGGGGGGAAACAGAUGAGACCUCGUUUGAAGCCGGGAUCAAGGUGCAAAUCCACAGCCAGGACGAGCCCCCUCUGAUCGACCAGCUGGGCUUCGGGGUGGCUCCCGGCUUCCAGACCUUUGUGUCCUGCCAGGAGCAGCGGCUCAUCUACCUGCCACCUCCCUGGGGCGACUGCAAGGCCGUGGCAGGCGACUCGGAGUUCUACGACACCUACAGCAUCACGGCGUGCCGCAUCGACUGCGAGACCCGCUACCUGGUGGAGAACUGCAACUGCCGCAUGGUGCACAUGCCAGGCGAUGCCCCUUACUGCACCCCGGAGCAGUACAAGGAGUGCGCGGAUCCGGCCUUAGAUUUCCUGGUGGAGAAGGACAACGAGUACUGCAUCUGUGAGAUGCCCUGCAACAUGACCCGCUACGGGAAAGAGCUCUCCAUGGUCAAGAUCCCCAGCAAGGCCUCGGCCAAGUACCUGGCCAAGAAGUACAACAAGUCAGAGCAGUACAUCGGAGAGAACAUCCUGGUGCUGGAUAUCUUCUUUGAAGCCCUGAACUACGAGACGAUCGAGCAGAAGAAGGCGUACGAGGUGGCGGGUUUGCUGGGUGACAUUGGAGGGCAGAUGGGGCUGUUCAUUGGGGCCAGCAUCCUCACAGUGCUGGAGCUGUUUGACUACGCCUAUGAGGUGAUAAAGCACCGGCUGUGCCGGCGGGGCAAGUGCCGCAAGAACCACAAGAGGAACAACACAGACAAGGGCGUCGCGCUGAGCAUGGACGACGUGAAGCGCCACAAUCCCUGUGAAAGCAUACGGGGGCACCCAGCAGGCAUGACGUACGCAGCCAACAUCCUACCUCACCACCCGGCCCGGGGCACCUUUGAGGACUUCACCUGCUAACCGACGUCUGGAUGUACAACCUGAGCUACCAAAGCCCUGCGAGAGCUGCCCUUCUCCCCGCCAGCGCCAGCGGAGAGACACAUCUAGGGGGCCUUUGCUCCUCGGCACGGUGGGACACGGACAAGAGCGACGGCCUCAGAUUUCGGGGCGGGCAGUGGGGUCGGGCAAUGCCAGACCCUGGCGCAGCCCCCGCGGCAGCUGCUCUGCGCCUGCCCUGCUCCUUCAGAGACUCCAGGAUGCUCCAGCCCGGCCGUCCCGCGGAGCGGGAGCGACACGCACAGUGGGCCAGGGCACGGGCCUGCCCCGGCUCCCCCUUGGCUCCCCUCGGCCUUUUUAACUAAAACCCAGAAGCCAAGAAGAAGCAGCCAUUCGGCCGCAGUCUCCAUCCACAGCCCUGUCCGUCUGUCCUCCAUCGUCUCCAUGCUCAUCCUACUCCAAUGCCUUGGCCGCGCCUGCUGGGCCCCCUGUGCCUGGUGAGGGGCUCAUCGGGGAGCCCCUGGUGUGCCCGGCACAGGGCAGCAGGCUGGGAGUCCCCGGAGAGCCCCUCUGUCCCCUGGGACUGCAGUCCCGGCUCGCCCGGGCACUCCCGGCUCGAAGGCGCGGCAGCUCCACCUGCCCUGAACGUCUUCCUCGGCCCCUGCCCUGGGAGCAGCCCCGGGAGCACCGGAGGGGCUCAGCUGGGAGGUGCCACCUCAGCUCUGGGGACACCGGGCACUGUCCCUCCCUGCCCACCCCUCCCGGGCUCUGGGCAGCCUGGCCAGCUCCAGCACUGCCCCAUGGUCCCUCCCGUCUGCAGGGAACCCUCUGGCCCCAAACCCAGCCAUCCUCGGGGAGAAGGGCACAAGGAAACUCCUGGCCCCACCUGUCCCCAGCUGGGGACGCCCCCUUGGCACCACCGUGGCUGGGCAGGCACCGGGGCCCCAGCCCCCCCGGGGCUCACCGGGGUCUCUGGGCUCCAGCCCUGCUGUGCCCCAAAAGCUGCUGCCCCGGGGGGUUUGGGGUGUCUGUGGGUUCCCAGGGCCUCUGCUGCCCCUUCCCAGCACAGCCCUGCCCCGGCUGGGGUCCGUGGCCACUGGGUCACUGCCCCCCGGGCCUGGCAGCGCCCACCAGUCCCCUCUGGGGUCCCCAUCUGGCCCCCCCAGCCCGUCUCCCAGCCCCCAGGCCAGAGCCCUCCCGGGCCCAAGUGCUACUUAUCUUUAAGAGCUUUUGCAAUAAGUCUUUUUAGUAAUUUUUUUUUUCUAAACUGCAGUUUUGUUUUUUAUUGUUGUCAUUUUUAUUCUUAUUAUUUGCUUCCUGACCAAAAUUAGGAACUGGGGGUCAGUCCUUUGUAUCCAGCGAUCACCCAAAGACGACGGGUCGGCCACAUCCAUAAAUUUUCUUAUGGAUUUCUCCUAAUGUUUCAUCCCAUUUCAUUUAUUUAUUUUCUUUCUUUCUCUUUCCCAUUCAAGCUUUUAAAGAUGGGGCUGGGAUUUGACCUUGAGGCUCACCUGUUGAAGAAAACGCUUUUUUGUUAUGUCAUCGGCAUUUUAUAUUUCUUAUAUAUAAUAUAUAUGACUAUAUAUAUAUGUGUACAUAUAUAUAUAUAUAUAUCUAUAUGCAUCAUGCCAGUGUAGAUACCCAUCCCGUAGCAUUUAGGCCUUGUUCUUGUGCCAUUUUUUUUUCUGUUACUGAUCUCUGAAUGCCUUCAAGUGUAUAAAGUGUGGAAUUCUCUCCGGUAUCUGUACUAUGUACACACAUUUUCAUAGGAAGCACAAUAAGAUGACAGAUGCAUUGUACAUCAAUACCUGCUACUCUUAACAACGAUGAUAUAAAGAAUGAUAUAAAUGAUAUAA